AUGGAGUUUCGCUUCCGAUAUAGCGUUACAGCUAUUGCAUCCACACCUAAAGGCAUCGCGGCAGCUUGUGGACCCGGAUUAGUGCACUGGUUUGAGCGAACCGAGGAGACCAAAUCCAUGUCUGGUGGCGGCGGAUUGACCUCCUCUAUGACUUCUUAUCUUGGUGCACUUGCAGGAGGGGUUCGCGAGUGCUAUCGACGUGUUAGAACCAUAAAUAUUCCUGUUGAUCCAAACGGUGGAGUGAUAGAAUCAAGUCUGGCGCACCAACAACUAAUCACUCACUUAGUUGUCAGCCCGUCUGAAGAUAUCCUAGUAGCAAGCAGUCAAGCUCAUCAGUUGUUUCAACAUAACUUAGCAUCAGCUGAGAUGGCUGCUGCUUCUAAGGGUUCCGGUGUAUUUCCUGGUUCGUCCAGGCCAGCUUUUACUGGUGAUAAGUCAAAUCUACCUAUUUCUCAGAAUGCUGAUGUCGAGCAGGCCACAUUUGACCCAGUAGCUCAGGCCUUCCAUCACGGUCAGAUUCUUGGAUUGGAUACAUGUAGUCGCAAACCGCUGAUCGUCACUUGCGCUGUCGACCGUUCUGUUAGAGUGUGGAACUUUGAGACCAAGUAA
Protopolystoma xenopodis is the source of this 609-nucleotide messenger RNA. The record is from the annotation of a GenBank genome assembly. Lineage: Eukaryota; Metazoa; Platyhelminthes; Monogenea; Polystomatidea; Polystomatidae.